Molecule: messenger RNA, 969 nt
Organism: Papaver somniferum (opium poppy)
Lineage: Eukaryota; Viridiplantae; Streptophyta; Magnoliopsida; Ranunculales; Papaveraceae
Product: putative disease resistance protein RGA3
Exons: 2
Coding region: 1-969 (322 amino acids)
Biological process (GO): defense response to other organism
Molecular function (GO): ADP binding
Source: RefSeq, a predicted model, not a curated record
AUGUCGACUGGUGAAGGGAUCCUUACUAAUGGUGCAACAGAAACAUUAAAUAAACUGGUUCAUGUUGUUGCUCAGGAGAUUAAUUUGGCAUGGGGAGUAAAAGAUGAACUGAAAAAGCUUCAAGACACUUUAGAGAUGAUUCUUGCCGUCAUAUCGGACGCCGGGAGGAGACAAGUGACUGAAGAAGCUGUAGGGCUUUGGUUAAGAAGGCUUAAAGAACUUUCUUAUGAUGCGGAUGAUAUGAUGGAUGAGUUUUCUUACGAAACCAUGCGUCGGUCCGUAAGGGGGAACAACAUGAAAAAAAAGGUUUCAGUUGCAAAUUACGCCUCUAGCAAUACUAGUAUUUCUUAUGGUGAAAGUAGCACUGAGCAACGGAGCCGACAAACCGAGUCAUCUAUAGAUGAAUCCAGCAUUAUGGGACGGGAGGAUGAUAAAGAAAAAAUAAUAAAUUUGUUAAUCCCAUCAUCUGAAAAGGUCUCCGUCGUUUCCAUGGUGGGAAUGGGGGGACUGGGAAAAACAACCCUAGCCCAACUCGUCUACAAUGAUAAGUUGGUAAAUGAGCAGUUCAACCUGAAAAUGUGGGUUCAUGUAUCCGAAUAUUUUGAUGUGGAAAAGCUCUUAACAAAAAUUAUGGAGUCCGCAACUCAAAGUACGUUUGAUUCUUUAUCAAACUUCGAUGUACUGGCAAGUAAAGUUCGAGAACAAUUAAACGGGAAGAAAUAUUUGCUAGUGCUUGACGAUUUAUGGAAUGAGAGUGAUGAGCAAUGGGAGAGACUCUGCAGUCCAUUGCUUGUCGGUGCUCAAGGGAGUAAAAUCUUAAUCACUACUCGUAAAACCCAGGUUGCAGAUGUUGUCAAGGGGCAUAUUCCUCUUUACAAAUUGGGCAAAUUACAGGAUAACGAAUGUUGGUCCAUUAUUGAGAAGAAAGCAUUUUCUCCGGUGGAGCGCAAAAGACAAGAAAGACGAUAA